This is a messenger RNA of Clarias gariepinus (North African catfish), 1707 nucleotides long. RefSeq lists its product as uncharacterized. Lineage: Eukaryota; Metazoa; Chordata; Actinopteri; Siluriformes; Clariidae. Bases 102 to 827 code for a protein of 241 amino acids. The transcript is spliced from 2 exons. The record is from RefSeq and is a predicted model, not a curated record.
ACUUAAAUGUGAGGGAGGAAAAUAAACAUGAUGGACACCAUUUUGACCAGGCGUCAGACGUGCUAAACUGGGCUAAGAAAAAAAAAAAAAAGGUGAAAAGUAUGUCUGAAAUGGAAGAUAUUUCAAGUGUGCUUGAGAUUCAGAGAAACACCACUUCAGAGAAAGAGGUGGACAUCAGUGGAAGAGCUAAGGAGGAUGCGAUGAGGCAGCCACCCCUGAUUAUCACGGAAGGAGACGAUUCUGUAUUUUACACAGAAGGAGAGGAAAUUUCACAGCAAAGUAUUGCCUCUAUUUGGGCUCCGUGUUCAGGGGAACCAGUUUGGCCAGAGAAACUGAGUUCAGAAACUCAGUCUUCAUGUCACAGUAUUGUACUGAUGGAAGCAAGCUCUGAACAUGACAGUGGUGCCAUGCUGAAAGAAAUGGGAAGUAAAAUGGAAAACAAAGUGAAUAAUGCGUCAUCUACAGACACUGACGUACACGGCGAGACAGCAAGUAACAGGCGGAUAACACAUGCUGAAGAGCUUUUAGUGCCUCCAGUGGUACCACUCGGUGUGUCUACUUCAGAUGAAACUGCACAGAUAAAGGAAAGAGCUGUCACAGACACAGAUGAGAGCAGCAGCUUUUUACCUGAUGAUGCCAGAGAGGCAGGAGUCAGUGGUGUGGAGAAAGUGGAGCAAGAACAUGGAUUAGAUGUGGAAUGCAAAUCCAAUGACAAGCCGUUUAAUCACCUGACACAUCCAAAAUAUGGAACAGUGUCAUAUAGAAAAAUUCAGAGAGGCCAAACCAGGAAGAAGAUUGAGAUGUUCGAGUCUAUGAUGCAGCUGUAAAAACCAUGACAAUAACUAACACACACACCAAAAACAAACUACAUUUAUUUACUUAGAUGUGAACAGUGUUGGGGGACGUUACUUUUUAAAAUAACUAAUUACAUUACAAAAUUACUGUCUUUAAAAAGUAAUCAGUUACAUUACAGCGUUACUUUCUCAUAAAAGUAACUAGUUCAAGUAUUUUUCCAUUGCAGAAAAUGAAAACUCCUUUGUGAUUCUCCAUGCAUAUUGUUUUAGUCAAGACCUUUAUAAUUAUUCUACCAUCAUCACUCAGUGAAUUUUGGCCCAUAAUCUGUUAACAACUAAUACCCCUAUAUCACCUACGCGGUUUCACGCGGUGGCCUUACGUACGGUUCUUCAUGAUUUACUGCAAGUUUUGGGGCUGUGAUUAGGUUUCCAUCUUUCCAUGCAUCGGUCUACUCAUAUUCAAACCGCAUUGGUGAGAUAUGGGUAUAACAGCAGGAAUAACAGAGGGGGGCAGGUUAUCGGGGGGCGGGGCUUGUAGGACGACUUUUACACAUGCACUAAGGGUUUGGGAAUGACGGCUGUCUGGCUCACGGAUUACAUCAAUUGUCUAAAUAACAGAUUACAUUUUUGAAAAAGUAACUAAAUAACUAAGUACUUAAAUGGUAGCCCAACACGUUAAAUUACUCGUUACAUCAAAGAAAUGUAAUCCAAGUAUAGUGGAACCUUGAAUUACGAGCAUAAUUCGUCCCAGAAGUGGGCUCACAUUUCAAAACACUCGUAAACAAAAUUUAAUUUUCCCAUAAGAAAUAAUGGAAACUCAAAUAAUGCGUUCCACAGCCCAAAAAAAUAAAUACAUAAAAAUGAUCAGUACAAAAUAUAAAGUAAAAAAAAAAAAAAUCAAUCUGCACUUUAU